AUGUCUGGGGCAUACGCAGGACGGGACGUUGAGGGGCUAGAAGACAUGAUUGAUGAGCGUAUCCAGGAUUUUGUCGAGGUUAUUGAGCAGAAAUGGCUCUCUGAUGAUAAUGGGACAAAUACAUUUGACAUUGCCAAACGGGUCCAGUUCCUGGCUGUCGAUAUGAUCACACAUAUUUGCUUUGGAAAACCAAUGGGAUUUGUGAAGACAGAUAGCGAUGUGUCCAACUUCCUGAAAACAAUCGAAUCCCAGCUGCCCAUCGUUCAACAUUUCUCAGUCAUUAUCGAAAUUAACGACCUGUUGCACUGUCAGAUCACUCGUAACGAGGUCGAGAAGAGACAACAGUCCAAGAGUGAACCGAAGAAGGACAUGCUCACAUCUUUUAUGAAGCAUGGACUUUCUCCAAGUGAGGCAGAAACAGAGUUGAUCAUAUCCUUGGCAACCUUACUUGCUGUAGCGUCCAAUCCACGAGUAUAUGCUCGGCUGACCAAGGAAAUCGACGAAGCAGAAGCCAGUGGGAAGAUAUCCUCGCCGAUUCGAGACCAGGAAGCGCGUCGCUUACCAUAUCUCCAGGCCUGUAUAAAGGAAGGUCUUCGUUGUUUCCCACCUGUAGCUCAGUUACGCGAACGCAUGGUUCCUGCUGGAGGAGAUACAUACAAUGGACAGCAUAUCCUGAAGGCACAUUCAUCGGCUUGA
This is a messenger RNA of Trichophyton benhamiae CBS 112371, 696 nucleotides long. RefSeq lists its product as uncharacterized. The record is from RefSeq and is a predicted model, not a curated record. The transcript has 3 exons. Lineage: Eukaryota; Fungi; Ascomycota; Eurotiomycetes; Onygenales; Arthrodermataceae. The coding region runs from base 1 to 696 and encodes 231 amino acids. Gene Ontology annotation, molecular function: heme binding; monooxygenase activity; oxidoreductase activity, acting on paired donors, with incorporation or reduction of molecular oxygen.